Messenger RNA from Schistosoma guineensis, 2040 nucleotides. Lineage: Eukaryota; Metazoa; Platyhelminthes; Trematoda; Strigeidida; Schistosomatidae. The record is from the annotation of a GenBank genome assembly.
AUGAAUUUACAACGACUUAGUAUUAAUAUUGGACGAAAAAGUAUUAUUUCAUUUUUUGAUAUACUGGUUCUAGUGAAUUUGGACAGUUUGUGAAAUCGGAUUAUAAUGAAAUAAAUUCAUACCCUGGUUCUUUACUUCUACAAAGAGCAUCUACGAGUAUAGCACUUAAACAAAACGAAUCAGAUCCACGACGACCAGAUGAAUAUUUACUGGAAGGUGACAACAAUCUCAGCAUCAUCAAUAACAAUAAUAAUCAAAGCAACAAAGAAAUUGAAAGUAACAUAUCACGCUUCAAUGAGUAUAAGUCGGUUAAAAGUAAUGUGUUAAUUUCUAGUAACAUGAAAUUAUCUCCUCAAAAACCUGUAGCAGAACAACAAAUUGUAAAUGUAAAUGAAGCAGAACUAGCUUAUGAACAACAUAAACGAAUGAAUCCUAGACAGAAAACUAUGCGUUCUAAUCAGAAAAGUCCAGGAUUUCUUACUGAAGAUUAUCCGCAAACAUCCUUGACUGGUGAUUAUGGCUAUGAAAGUGAACCGAAAUCAUUUACUUGUACAGAUGAAGUAAAAUCUCAAAAAUUAUUUCCAGGUUAUAAUCCAAAAUCAUUUUCAUCAGCAAUAAGAAAUUCCCGCGAAAAAAUGAAUGCAUCCAAUCGAAUGAAGAUGAUGUCAAUGGAAGAAACUGAAGAUGAUGAUGCUGAAGGAGUUAAUAAUAAUAAUAUUAAUAAUAACUAUUAUAUACAAGAAAAUGAUAAUUAUCAAGGACAAUAUACUUAUAAUACAAGUUAUUUACGUUGGAAUAGUUCAAAUCCAACAAUCUCACAAAAAUAUGCUUAUAAUUUAAGUUCAGCAAGUCGUAAACCAUGUUAUAAUGAUGUAAUGUCACAGUGUCCUACACAAACAACAAACUUAGAAGAUACAGCAAAAAAAAAUCCAUUAUUAUCUACAAAAAGUUUUUCAUUGGAUGUACCACGUUUUGAUCAACCAAAUGAUUCUAAUUUAACUGGUUCAGGAGGUUCAAGUCCAGGGCGUUAUUCUGAAGGAUUUCGAAAAUCUCCAAUUGUAAAACAUCAUCAAUAUCUACCAUCUAGAGUUUCACCAUCAUCUUUCUCUCCAAGAAUGAAUGAACCAAUGUUUUAUACUCAUGCAACGAAAAAUAUUCCUUAUGAAGAAAAACACAUGACGGAUAUUCAUUAUCCUACUCAAAUAAAUACGAAAGAUUCAUACAAUGUUGGCUCCUCAUAUCCUACAAAUUUGAAUGAAAGAUCACCUACAUCAGGAAGACGUAGAAUCUCACCAUUUGAAAACUAUUCAUCUCGUCCACGUUUAACAAAUACAAAUAGAAUGUUGCCGAAACCAGACUGCAAUUGACCAGUCACUUGUUGGUAUAUGUGCAUUCUGUACGGAUUGCUUCGAUAUUGCCUUAAGUCACAAACUUUAUAAACAAAAAUGGAUGCUGGCCAAUCAAUUGCUGUCAAGAAGAAUGUCGAAAACAUGAUUGAUCUUUGUUAAGGAAAGUUCUACCAUAUUCUUCAGUCUUGAGAGUACAUUUUCGAACUCAGUUAUUACAUAAGUUUUGUGUCAUUAUUUAAUUCAUCAACUAAUUGUUAACUACUUCUUAUCAACAUUUUUAUAUGACUUGUAUUAAUAUUGAACAUUUAGAAAUCAAAAUUAUACCGACAAGAGAAACUUAGUUGACCUCUUCUUUCAUCAUGAUCUUAAUCUAUAGAUUCACAAAAUCAUUAUCCUUUCCCCUGUUUCAUUCUUUAUUACCAUUUUCAUACCCAACUGACUUACUUCUGUUUUUAUGCUCUUUUUGAUUAGAUUUCAUUUGAUCAUGUUACGUAACCCAUUUUUACAAUUAUUAUCAUUAUUAUUUAUGUUCUGGCUAAAUAUCCAUGUUUCUAACAACUGCACUUUCAAUUUCAGAUUAAUCGUUUUAUUAUUUUCUUUUUUGUCAUACAUUGAUCAAGUUGUAUCCAUUAAAUUUAUAUUCACAUGUAUACGUACAAAGAAUAUUAUUGUCUAGGAACUAUCCCCUGAC